AUGCUGGCUGCGAUUCGGAGAAUGACCACAGUGGCUGGAAAAGCUGCACGUCUCACCAGAUUCUCACUUCAUGCUCCAAAACACGUAGAGGUGGAAUUUGACGAUGGUAGAAUCUUCAAACUGUCGGCUGAAUUUCUCAGAAUAAAUAGUCCUGCAGUUGAUGGGAAGAUUAGGUCAAUUGGCGGUGAAAAGGUGAUAUCUGGGAGGCGUCACGUGGGAAUCAUGUCUGCAGAACCAGUGGGAAACUAUGGAGUGAGGCUCAAUUUUGAUGACUUGUAUAAGACUGGCAUUUAUUCCUGGGACUAUUUCUAUCAUCUAGGGAGCAACAAGUUUACCCUUAUGAGAACUUACAUCAAAACUUUGAAGAAAUAUGGACUAAAUAGGGAUCCAAGAGGAAUGAAAUGA
This is a messenger RNA of Sphenostylis stenocarpa, 405 nucleotides long. Lineage: Eukaryota; Viridiplantae; Streptophyta; Magnoliopsida; Fabales; Fabaceae. The record is from the annotation of a GenBank genome assembly.